Messenger RNA from Nelumbo nucifera (sacred lotus), 902 nucleotides. The record is from RefSeq and is a predicted model, not a curated record. Lineage: Eukaryota; Viridiplantae; Streptophyta; Magnoliopsida; Proteales; Nelumbonaceae.
UUUUUGAGUUUUUGUGCCCUGAAAGUGCUGGGAUCACGAAAAAGAAAGAGAAUAUUAGUCCGACGGUGCUAUUUAUUCGGUACUUUUUUGAUCUUGCGUUCAGCAGCAGCCGUCCCUCCUUUCUUUUUGGCUUCAAUAGAGCUACUACUUGCGUUCUCUGGCUUUCUUUCUUUCUUUCAUUCUGUCAUCUACAACUUCUUCAAUCCCCAGAGAUCGGGCAAGAGUGAGCGGACGAGCAAGCAAUCUCCUUCUAUCAGAAAUCCCCCUAAAUUCUAUCACUCGACACUCAAAGCCAGGGACACAUGAUGGCGCUUAUUUCCCAGCCAAGUCCAUCCAGCUACAUUCGUUCUGAACAUAAUGUCGCCGGCAACAUGGAAGAUAGGAUUGUCUCGAGGGGUAAAGCAUAUAAAAUGAAGGAAGGCUGGACUGGUUCUUCUUCCUUGUUAUGGAGUGCCGAGAAAGUGCCACGAAUUUCGCAUUUGGAUGGUUUGAGGGGCAAACGUAGAUAUCGGACAAUUGUUGCUGCAAGCCCCCCUACAGAUGAUGCUGUAAUUGUUACAGAACCGUUGACUAAAAAGGACCUUGUAGGAUACCUUGCCUCUGGUUGUAAGGCGAAGGAGAAUUGGAGGAUAGGUACAGAACAUGAAAAGUUUGGUUUUGAGAUUGGAACUUUACAUCCUAUAAAAUAUGAACAAAUAAAGGACUUGCUCAAUGGUCUUGCUGAGAGAUUUGACUGGGAUAAAAUAAUGGAAGGAGACAACAUUAUUGGACUUAACCAGGUGAAAGCACUUCCUCUUCUAUUGUCACUGUUGCAUUUCUUUGUCAUAAGUGCUAAUAUUCAGUAUGACGUAGCUGGUUGCUUGGCAUUCUCAUCUUGGUUAGCAUCUCACUUUGUGAACUAA